Messenger RNA from Leptomonas pyrrhocoris, 2580 nucleotides. Its product is annotated as putative ABC transporter. The record is from RefSeq and is a predicted model, not a curated record. The coding region runs from base 514 to 2580 and encodes 688 amino acids. Gene Ontology annotation, molecular function: long-chain fatty acid transmembrane transporter activity; ATP binding; ATP hydrolysis activity. Gene Ontology annotation, biological process: fatty acid beta-oxidation; peroxisome organization; very long-chain fatty acid catabolic process. NCBI's taxonomy places the organism in Eukaryota, Euglenozoa, Kinetoplastea, Trypanosomatida, Trypanosomatidae. The transcript has a single exon. Gene Ontology annotation, cellular component: peroxisomal membrane.
GUGCACCGGCGACACAACUGACGAACGCCUUCACGGAGGGGGGAGAAAAGCAGAAGAAUCAAACGAACUGCCGAUUUAGCGUCACCCGUGGGCUUCUUUCCUCUUCGUCGUCGUUCUUUUUUUCUUUUAAGCAUUCUUAGACAAAAACUCACUUAAGUUAACUGAACUCUUUCUUUUUCCCGUUCUCUUCCUCGGUUUGCAGCAACUCGUUGCACAGCAUUGAUAGUUGCCUUUCGAGACAAUAAAGCUACGCACACGUUCACGCGGCCACUGACCUGGCGUUUGUAUUUGUCUGUCAGUUUCUCUCCCGCUUCUCUCUUUCUUUCUGUAUUUUUUGCGGCGUUUGCAAAGUCCGUUGCUGAAGUGCGGGGAAAGAACUACCCUUUCAAAUAGCUCUUUAAUUGUUGUAUUUCAAAAGAACGAUACAAAGAAACAGCCAUCGACGCCUCUCCGUCCCUUUUUUUUUUUCAAGCAUUGUCUGUAUCUUGUCCAGUGUAGCGGCACUCCUCACAAAUGCCGUACAUUCGUAGCCGUCAGCGGACGAUGAGUUCCGUGUCCGUGGCACUCAGCAGCGUGCCACUGAUGGAGCGCUUCGGUGUGCUUGGGACGUCCGCCGCAUUUUUGCUGUCCUUCUUAGCGCAGCGUUACUACCUCCGCAUCUUUGGCAAGUCCAUUCGCCAGGUGCACACCGAGGACGACACGCGGGUGACAUGGUCGCUGUUUGGCAACUUUUUUCAAAUUGCCCGCAUCGCCCUCCCGACGUGGCGCUGCCGCGAGUUUGCCGGCACGACCAUCUUCAUUCUGCUCUUCGUUGUGAAGGCGGUGCUACGGGUGUGGGUGUCGAAGGCGAACGGCGAGGUACUCGCCACAAUGCUGCACGGCGCCAUCUCGCAGCGGCUCUACCGCUUCGUGCACAAGAUCCUCAUUCGCACAGCUGUGGGUCUUGCGUCUGCCAUGACGAGCGGCGUCAUCGAGGGCCUUCGCCCGUGGCUCAUUGGAUGCUACCGUGAGCGCCUUUGCCACACUUUCCAGCGACGCUUCUACAAGCACCUCGUCUACUACCAAGCGACGGUGCUGGACAACCGACUAGAGGCGGCCGACACGGUCAUUGCGACCUACUGCGGUGAGUUUGCGGAGCACUUUGCGGAGCUGCCGUAUUACUUUGUCCUUCCUGGUUUGGAAUGCGCGACCUCCAUGACGGCGCUGGUGCAGCAGGCAGGCCUGCGCCCCGCGCUCAUUAUGAGCGGCAUCACCACGGUGGCCGUGCUGGUCCUGCGCGCCCUCUCCCCGGCGUUUGGCCGGAUUCAUUCCCGACUGCUCUCCCUCGAGGACGACUACCGCCGCAUGCUGACGAACGACAUGAACGACGUGGAGAACAUCGCGAUGCACAACGCGGGCCUCUACACUCGUAGGCGCCUCGACGUGUCGCUGGCGAAGCUGAAGUACACGCUAGACCACAUGGCCCUCGCCAAAGGCAACUUUGAGAUGCUGGAGACAACCUUCUCCACCUUCAUGACCGUCAUGGCGCACAUCGUCACCUUUGGCAGCUCCCGCAAGACCUACUUCCACCGCUCCGUCAACGACGUGUACCUCGAGAUUCAGCUCAUCGAGGACCUCAACUCGAGCGUGAAGGACUUCGUCGUGAACUUCCGCGAGCUGUCUCAUCUGACCGAGUUCGCCACCAAGAUGGCCGCGUUCGACACGACGCUGCAGAGCAUCGCCGCGGGCACCUUCAUUCGCGAGGCCCCGACGAUCGGGGACGAGCCGCGGCCCAACACGCCCAUCGAGUACACACCGGUCGAGCGCAUCACCCACGUUAAGGGCGCCGAGGUCUUUCCCCUCGUCAAGAUGGAGAACGUCGUGCUGGAGUCCCCUACGGGCCAACCUCUCUUCGAGGGCAUGAGCGUGAACUUCAUGAGCGACGAGGAUUGGGUUCUCAUCGGCGAGAAUGGCUGCGGUAAGACGUCGCUGCUGCGCAUGCUGUGCGGCUUGUGGAUGCCCAAGACGGGUCUGCUCGCACAGGACGACUCGGUGCGCUUUCUCUUAGCGCCGCAGCACAGUUACAUGGCGCCGCAAUGCACCUUGUAUGAGCAGCUCGCCUUCCCGAAGCCAGUGAAGGUGCCCACCCAGCGGAUUCGGAAGGCGGUGGUGGAGGCGAUCGAGCUGGCCGGUGCGCAGACGGUGGUGAACGUGAUUCGGGGAUACGAGAGCCCCGUCAUGGGCCUAGACCUCGACGACGUCGACGAGUCCUACGACUGGUCUAGCCUCAGCGGUGGCCAGAAAGAGCGCAUCAGCAUGGCACGCGUGUUCUUUCACAUCUUAUGCAUGGAUCGCAGCCGCGAGACGCCGGUCGCGAUUCUCGACGAGGCGACGUCGAUGAUGGACGACACGGAGCAGGACGUCCUCAACCACCUGCGCCGUCUUAAGGUGCGCAUGAUCUCCGUCACCCACCGCGACGUCGUCAUUCGGCACCACACGAACAUCCUCAAGAUCUCCCACGGCGGCAAGUGGUCCGUCGAGAAGGUGACCAACACCGUCAAAAUUGGCGAGCGCGUCGAGACGGAUGAUAAGACGGUUUAA